Molecule: messenger RNA, 381 nt
Organism: Radiomyces spectabilis
Lineage: Eukaryota; Fungi; Mucoromycota; Mucoromycetes; Mucorales; Radiomycetaceae
Product: alpha/beta hydrolase fold-domain-containing protein
Exons: 2
Coding region: 1-381 (126 amino acids)
Molecular function (GO): hydrolase activity
Source: RefSeq, a predicted model, not a curated record
AUGGCUGAUAUGGAAAGCAAGGACAGCGAAGUCUUGACCCCUGAGAUGAUGAAAUACUUUUGGGAUGCUUAUACUACGGUUGAACAACGAAAGUUGCAUACGGUAGCACCUUUACAGGCGUCGGAUGAACAGCUCAAAGGACUUCCUCCCGCUUUGAUCCUCACCGGCGAAAAGGACGUCUUGUGUUCCGAAGCCGAAGAAUAUGCAAAACGGUUAAAGCUGGCCGGUGUUAAGACCGUUGCCGCUCGAUAUCUGGGUACCGAUCACGGCUUACUGGCGCUUCCGCAAUUCGAAGCAGAAGGCGAUUCGGCUCUCGCCCAGACGGUCGAUAUGCUGCGCAGAACAUGGAACUCCCCUUCCAAAUUGGAGGCGUCAGAUUAG